CCUUGAUUUUCUACUAGUCUUCCUUUUUCUCCUCCUCCAUUUGCCCAUCCCAAAGCUCUACACUUUUUCUUCUCCCUCCACCCUCUGUUUGUCCAUUUCAAGAAUCUUAGUAGUAAACUAAACCAACUUUUCUUAUAGUAUUAGCUUAAAUCUUUGAAAGUUACCCACCUCGAAUCCAUCAUCAUCACACACACACACACAAUCUUUCUCUCUCCAAUUUCAUCAACCAAGUAAAAUGUAGAGUCUUGUGUAUGAAAAAAAAAUUGGGUCUUUCUCUGUUUCUUGAAUAGUAGCUUCCCCUGUUCAAUUCUUUCUUUUCUCCAAAACUGACAGUUUUCAGUUAGGCAAAAACUCAAACACAUUGUGUGCUGAUAAACUGGUUAGUUAUUGGUUAAUUGGUGAUGAGACAAAAACAUAGUACUUUGUUUUUACUCAAAUGGGAAGAAAUAUAAUUAAUGGUGGUGUUCAUAGUUGGAAAAUAGCGCCACCACCAAUUUCAAGUUUGGCACCAGCGGUAAGUGGUGGUGUAGAAGGAGGAGAAGAUAGUAAUCAUUGGAGAAGCUUUGACAAUUCUGUAAAUGCUGUGUCAUUUGGUUUUGUUGCAACUGCUAUUCUUAUUUCUAUGUUCUUAGUUAUGGCUAUUUUUGAGAGGUUUCUCCGGCGAAGAUCUUCCACCGCCGGUGGCCGGAAUAGUACUGAUCUUGUUGCUCAAAUGAGGGUUCAAAGGAAACUUGAUUACCCAUCUCCCGAGAUGACUUUUUACGCGAACGGAGUCUCAGUACUGAUGCCUGGAGAAGAAGUUCCUACCUUCAUAGCGCAUCCCGCACCUCCACCUUGUCCUCCAGAGUGUAUUCCUCAACCCCUUCAUCAAGACGACGCGUCUUUAAGUCCAGCCUCAACUUCUAUUGGCCAUAGCCCCAAUUGACAAUACAGAUAUGAAACUGAAAUUUAUGGAUAUCAGUAUCCUGAACCUGUAAAAGUAGAUAUUGGUAGAAAUGUCCACUCAUAGUGAGAUGAAAACUUAAGGGCCUUUUUUCCCCUUGAGGAACUUGUCAUUAUAUUUACAUAGUGUAAUGUGAUUUGCCUACUGGCUUUCUUCACUACACCAGGGUAUGUUCCAACUCCAGCCCUUGUUUAGAUGGGGCUUGGAAGUACCAAAAUGAAGAAUCA
Messenger RNA from Nicotiana attenuata, 1170 nucleotides. RefSeq lists its product as uncharacterized. Bases 437 to 925 code for a protein of 162 amino acids. NCBI's taxonomy places the organism in Eukaryota, Viridiplantae, Streptophyta, Magnoliopsida, Solanales, Solanaceae. The record is from RefSeq and is a predicted model, not a curated record. The transcript is spliced from 2 exons.